Cololabis saira (Pacific saury) is the source of this 3958-nucleotide messenger RNA. RefSeq names its product collagen, type XXI, alpha 1 (gene col21a1). Lineage: Eukaryota; Metazoa; Chordata; Actinopteri; Beloniformes; Belonidae. The transcript is spliced from 29 exons. The record is from RefSeq and is a predicted model, not a curated record. Bases 181 to 3060 code for a protein of 959 amino acids.
GUGUGGCUAAAAAGGGUAGGCUUUCAUUCAGCUGAGAAACAUGUGCACCUCUCCCCAAGUCCAGUUUCUGUAAACGUAGGACACCAUUGAUCACUGUCUUUCAAUGAGAGGAUUAAUGGGAAUUUGCACAAAGGCUUGGACACAUACAGGUGCACAACAGGAAAUUGGCAGUGCUGCAUAAUGGGUAAUAAAGUCACAUCCGUGAGUUUUGUCUUACGAUGCCUGUGCUUCAUAACUCUCCAUUUGCUAAGCGCAGCUCAAGAUGAAGAUUUAAGGAGCUGCAGAACUGCACCGGCUGACCUGGUUUUUAUUGUAGAUGGGUCAUGGAGUGUUGAAGAUGUCAAUUUUGAGCUAGUGAAGAGAUGGGUCGUCAACAUAACAACCAGCUUCAACAUUGGGCAGAAGUUUACCCAGGUUGGAGUGGUCCAGUACAGUGAUGACCCCGUUUUAGAAAUACCCCUGGGGAAAUACAACUCCAACAAGGACCUCAUCAAAGCAAUGGAGUCCAUUGAGUAUAUGGGAGGAAACACAAAUACGGGGACGGCCAUCAAGUUUGCGACAGACAAGCUGUUUGGGCUUUCUGAAAGAGGCCCAGCAGGCGUUUCUAGAAUUGCUGUCGUCCUCACGGAUGGCAAGUCUCAAGACGAGGUCCUGAAGGCAGCUGAGGCAGCAAGAAAAAAAGGAGUCAUUUUGUUUGCCAUUGGUGUUGGGUCAGAGACAGAGGCGGUUGAGUUGAAUGACAUUGCAAACAAGCCAUUUUCAACUUAUGUCUUCUCUGUUGAAGACUACAAAGCUAUUUCCAGGAUUAUACAGGUCAUACGACAGAAACUAUGUGAAGAGACUGUUUGUCCGACCAGGAUUCCUGUAGAUUCCCGAGAUGAGAAGGGCUUUGAUAUUCUGCUUCAUUUGAAUUUGGCCAAAAAGGCCAAGAAGACACAAGGGGCAUUUUACGGCAGCAGAGCAUAUGAAGUGACAACCCGUGAUGACUUAAGUGAAACCACACGCACCCUAUUCCCUGAUGGCCUGCCUCCGUCGUACGUAUUUGUUGCCACCAUGAGGUAUAAAGGAUCCGUGACUGCAGAGGAGUGGGACCUGUGGAGGAUACAGACUCGUGAUGGGAGUCCUCAGAUGGCGGUGACUCUGAAUGGCUUCGAUCGUACUGUCAAGUUCACCACAACCGCCAACACACCAAGCGGAACUCAAACUGUUACAUUUUCACAACAAACUGUAAAGUUGUUUGAUGAGAAAUGGCAUCAGAUGAGGCUCCUGGUAACUGAAGAGGAUGUGACUCUUUAUGUCGAUGACCUGGAAAUAGAAACAUUGUCGCUGGAGUCCUCUGUUGGCAUUUUCAUCAAUGGAAAAACCCAAGUUGGAAAGUAUGUGAGCAAGGAAACAACAGUGCCAUUUGAAAUUCAGAAACUACGCAUUUACUGCGACCCUGAGCAGAACACCCGAGAGACUGCGUGUGAGAUACCUGGAGUUUGCUCCAACAGUCCUGAUUAUGCCGAACCAACUCCAGAACCUUGUGCUUGUCCGCCUGGUCCUCCCGGACUGCCAGGAAUGAAGGGAGAUCAAGGAGGCAUUGGUUCGCCCGGUCAGCCUGGACCUGCUGGUGCUGAUGGUAAGCCUGGCAUCCCUGGCACUAGAGGGAGUUCGGGUUUGCCAGGUCCACCAGGACUGCAGGGACCACGUGGACCAGAUGGGUACAAAGGCGAGCAAGGGAGACCUGGUGUUUCGGGGGAGAGAGGUAUGCCCGGAUUACCAGGAUUGCCUGGAACAUCAGGAGAUAAGGGCUCAGCAGGAUCAACAGGAAUUGCAGGGCUGCCAGGAAAAGAUGGCCAUGUGGGAGAAAAAGGAAGCAUGGGAUCUUCCGGGCCACCUGGUUUUCCUGGAGAGCCUGGCGUAUCUGGACGAGAUGGAAAGGAUGGGAUACCAGGGAGCGUUGGUCAAAAGGGUGAAGUUGGAGCCAGUGGUAUUCCUGGCGCUGAUGGACGGGCCGGCCAUCCUGGAAUACCAGGAUCGCCAGGAAUUGCAGGCCUUAGCGGACAGAAGGGGGAAACAGGGGAGCAUGGAUCGAGGGGCUUAAAAGGCUCAACUGGAGCACCUGGUGAAAUGGGUUUACCUGGAGCACCUGGUUUAAAAGGAACACCUGGACCAAAAGGCAAUACAGGUGAAAUUGGAAAUCCAGGGAUAAAAGGUGCAGAAGGACUUACGGGAAGUGCAGGCGUACCAGGAAGACCUGGUCAGCCGGGACAUCCGGGCAUGCCAGGCCCGGUGGGAAGCAAGGGACAAAGAGGAAAUCCAGGGGAAAGAGGAGAAGUGGGUAUUCACGGUGAAAAAGGAGAGCACGGCCAUCCGGGGACUCAGGGAUCACCUGGCCUGAUGGGGUUGAAGGGAGAGAAAGGGACAACAGGGGAUCCAGGGCAGAGAGGACUAGAGGGUCAAAUGGGGCGGCCUGGACAACCGGGUCAGUCAGGCACAGCUGGACACCGAGGGCCGCAGGGAAACACUGGCCGUCCUGGCCCACCUGGCCCUGAGGGAAGAUCUGCGAGUGAAAUGUCAGACAGUCACAUUCGACAAAUCUGCAGAGAGAUUCUUCAGAAUGAGUUGCCUAUGUUGUUGCUGAGCAACCAGCAGAGUAGCUGCAGCAGAUGUCAAAGCCAGCCCGGAUCUCCUGGUGCAACAGGUCCGACUGGCCCCCAGGGCAAAAGGGGUCUUCCUGGACUUACUGGUCCCAGGGGGAUGCCAGGCCACAAUGGUCGACCAGGUCAUCCUGGGAUUAAUGGGCUGAAAGGAGAACCAGGUUUCGAAGGUGAGAAGGGAAGCCCUGGGCGAGUCACAAAUGGAGACCAAGGGCCACCUGGACCUCCAGGCCCCAUGGGUCCUCAAGGGUACAGCAAACCAGGCUCUCCAGGUAAGCCUGGAGCCCCCGGAGUAAAUGGGGCUGAGGGUAAAGGUGGGAAUCCUGGCCAUCCUGGCCAGCCUGGCAUAUGUGACCCAUCCCUGUGCUACGGUGGCAUGAUGCGGAGGAACCCCUACAGCAAAGGCCCAAACUAUUGAUGUAACACGGCAUCACUGCAGGCACCAGUCUAAAGCUGAUGUGGGACAAACAGCCAUUCUCAGGAAGAUCUCAUCUUUGCAGUUUCUCUCUGUCACAGAAACUACAGUAAACGUACCUCUUCUGAGACUUCUUAUGUGAUCUCAGUCAGCAUCCUAGUUUCUCUGGUGGUAUUUUUUUUAAAUUAUUAUUCUAAUGUCUCUGAACAUGUUUGACGUUUCAUCAUAUUAAGAGAAAGAAUAAUUGGCUGCUUUGAAUACCUCUCAUCUGAAGACCUUGAACUCUUGUAUGUCGGUGUGGCUGGUACACUUUCCUAUACUGCCCCCUGGUGUUCCAUCACUUCAUCUCGCUCUAAUUACUCUCUACACACAGUCCUGCAGAGUCGUGCACAAUGUGUCCUACGUAAAAAACUAAACACACCAAAGCUUCUACAUGAACUACAUAUUGAGAAAAUAACUUUACCAUUAUUUAUCUGUGAAAUUUGGCAUGUUUCAGCGCAAAACUGUGAACUUGAUUUCCUCUUGCUGACUAUGAGCUCCAGUAAGCCUGCGUUCUGACAGCAUCCAGUUUUGACUGUUGAACAUGAAAACCUUUUACAGUAGCUACAUUGUGUUUAAGAGUAACAAUUUCCCCUGUCAUUACAACCUUCAUUCAUUUAUAUGUCAUAGUUUUUUUUGUUUAAUAGUUAGGAUUUGAAAUGUUUGAACAAUUAUUACGUAUGGCGAUGCUGACAUCUUAUGUUCCACAGGCUUGCCUUUCUUUACUGUAGCAGGUUUUUAUUGUUGUUAUUUAUAAGUGUCAUAACUGUGUAUUUCAGCAGUGACAUGUCUUAAAUAGCUUUUGUAAUGUUAUUUUGUGACUUUUGUAUACGUUUUCUCUCCUUUUAUAAAACUAGAAUAC